Molecule: messenger RNA, 2233 nt
Organism: Saccostrea echinata
Lineage: Eukaryota; Metazoa; Mollusca; Bivalvia; Ostreida; Ostreidae
Product: transmembrane protein 237-like
Exons: 5
Coding region: 42-1316 (424 amino acids)
Biological process (GO): cilium assembly
Cellular component (GO): ciliary transition zone
Source: RefSeq, a predicted model, not a curated record
UUUGAAGGCCGCUUACAACAAAAUUUACAUUGACAACAAAAAUGUCGGACACAGGAGCAGAUCCACCGAAAAGGAGCAAAAAACUUCCACCAAUUUCAUCUGAGGAUGGAGAUGAACCAAAGAAACCUGUCAAAAAGAAAAAGAAGAAAGUUCCAAGCGUUGAAACAAAUGGCACAACCUCUCCGAGAUCCGAUGAAACACCAACAAAGAAAAAGGUGGUGAAAAAGAAAGAGGGUGAAACAGCAGAUAAACCAACACCAAAGAAACGUAAGAAACCGGCAACUACGGAGGAAAGCGAAGCAGACCCCACUUCUGCUCGAAGUGCAGCAAGUAAAGACGAGGAUGUUACUGGAAGCAAAGCAAGUCUGAUAUCAAAGGAAACAAAAGGAAGUGGCACACCAAAGAAGAAAGUCAGAAAGAAGAAGAAGCCAGCUUCCACCACAGGCACACCCAGAGAGGAAGAUGAAUGGGGAGACACACUUACAGCUGAAUUGCAAACUAUACAUGAAGAUGUUGUGAGUCCCAAGAGUAAAAAAGAACAGGACGAGGUCCUUUUACAUCCCUUUGCAACAGAGGCAGCAGUUUUGAAAAGUCAGCCACUGGAGAAACUUUUCAUAGAGACAGACAGUGGAUUUAAAGGAGAAAACAAAGUGAAAUUUGCCAAGAAAUGGGCAGAAGAGGAAGCUAUCCGGGAACUAGAACCUGAUCAGCCCGUUGAGUCCACCAUACUGUUUGCGAUAGGAACACACAAAGUUUUUGUGACAUUCUGUUUGUUUUUACAUGGACUUACAGCAGGCAUUGCUAUGUGGCACCUGACAAUGACCUACAUAUUGUUAUAUUUCUCAUACAUUGACUUUUUGGAGCACUAUAGAAUUUUAGCUCUUCCAGUACAGUGCAUGUUUUAUAUUCUUCUGGUGUUGUGUACAGUUUCAGCCUGUGACAGAUUUGAUAUUGGACGUCCCACACGUAGAUUUGUCCUCCAAUCUUUUACGUUACAGACAGGAACAGUGUCUAUAAUCAUCUACUUUAUAGCUUUAAUUCUCAGUCUGUGUAUGGCUAAUCUAGAGGAUAAAAUGAAUCUGUAUGACAAAUAUCCUCAGCUCUGGGUAGAUGCAAAUACAAAUCGUACACUGUCAUCAGCUGGUGAUGAUAUAUCAACCUGGAGGGACAUUAACACAGCCCGCUGUUGCAUGGCAAUAUUAGCCUGGAUCGUUCUGUCUAUAACAGCUUCCACAGACAGACUAACAGACAAUCUCAGGGCUGGAGAUGAUGAAUUUCUCGAAGAUGUAGAACUGGGAACUCAACAGAAAGUGUGAUUCGAGUGUCUUUAUCUAUUGUUUUUGUAAACUACGUGCUCAGUGCUUCUUUUUCCAAUACAGAUCUGAAAUAAUUGUUUUACUAUAUAAUUUUUGUUUAUAUAUUGUGUAUUUGAGGAGAGAUUAGGAUCAUAGCAUUAUAAGAUAGUUCCUAUUCCAGACACAUGGGUAUGAGGAUGAUUAGAAUAUGAUUUAAAUCAAAAAUUUAAAAUAUGAAACAAUUAGGCCAUCUUUAAACAGUUGUUUGUUUGCCCUCUCCCGACCGACCCACUAAAAAUGGCCCAACUCAAAACUUUUUAAACCUCCAGGAAACAAUUUUUUAAAUUCAUUUUGAAGUUUUCACAUCCCUUUAUUAACUGUUUUGCCUUCAUAUUGGAGUAAAAAAAAAUCCCUACCUACCUACCCAAUUUUUUUUUUACCCUGAGUAGAGAGAGGGCAAGCAAACUUUUUUUAAAGAUGGCGUUAUGGAAAUUUAAAUGUGUAAAUGAGAGAUAAACUAAGGAAAAAUGAAAAAUUUCUGUUGUGUUAUUGGAAUUGUUCAUUGUGUGUAUAGAUAUUAUGUUGCUACUUACAUGAUCAAAGAUAUUGUUUAAAUGACCUCUUUUUUUAUUUAUUUACAUUUUUUGGUUGAAAAAGAGAGGUUGUGGUAUAUGUAUAGACUUUUAUUUCUAUAUAUUUAGUCCAGUUCUUUAUGAUUAGUGUUAUAAUUUAGGGAUUUUUUUUUAAACUGCAUAGGUUGUAUCUAAGAGUAUGUCAUUUUCCUCUGCUUAUCAGGAGUGAAGCUAAAUAUGUACUAGUUUUAUAAUUAUUUUUCAUUUUCAUUAACAAUUUAGUUUCAGACUAGAAUAAUUGAUGUUAUAUUCAAUGCAUAAGAAGAUGAUUUUUAUACAAAUCUUAAUUUAUACUAGUAAAAUGUU